AAACCAGUAUUUCCAGGUAACCCAGUGUUUCCAGAAGCUCCAGUUGCUCCUGCCUGUCCGCGUGGUCCAGCAGGUCCAGAAGCAUCACCUGCAGGUCCAACUGGACCAGGGCUUCCUGCAUUACCUGGUGGUCCCAUGAAACCAGAUGAUCCUGUUGCUCCGGUAUUUCCCGGACUUCCAGGUGGUCCUACAACACCAGCAUCACCGUUAUCACCCGGAAAUCCAGGCGGUCCAGCCACACCAGGUUGUCCAAUUGAUCCUAAUGUUCCUGGCGGUCCAGGGUCUCCACGUGGUCCUUGA
Molecule: messenger RNA, 300 nt
Organism: Helobdella robusta
Lineage: Eukaryota; Metazoa; Annelida; Clitellata; Rhynchobdellida; Glossiphoniidae
Exons: 2
Source: RefSeq, a predicted model, not a curated record